Messenger RNA from Paramecium primaurelia, 342 nucleotides. Lineage: Eukaryota; Ciliophora; Oligohymenophorea; Peniculida; Parameciidae. The record is from the annotation of a GenBank genome assembly.
AGGAAUUUCAUGCAGAAAGAGUAAUUUUCUUUAAACUUCAACUCUGAUAUCUCCACAAUUAAAAAUGAGUGAUUAACCUAAAAAAUUAAAUCAAUAUAAAAAAAAUGGAGAGAUCCUUCAAUACUUAGCAACUGUUUUGGAGGUUGAUAUAGUUGAUUAUAUUAAAUUUUAGUUAAUAUCAAGUGAAGAAUUUGAAAUAAUUUAAGUAAAGGAAAAAAUUCAAUUAUUAAAGCAGCUAUCAGCAUAUAGUAUGAAAUUUAUCUAUUUUGAAGUACCCUUGUUUUAAUUCUGAUUUUCGUUAUAUGUAUUGUCUUAUUUCUUGAAGAUAUUGCAAUAAAAAUA